This is a messenger RNA of Cryptomeria japonica (Japanese cedar), 2078 nucleotides long. RefSeq lists its product as uncharacterized. Lineage: Eukaryota; Viridiplantae; Streptophyta; Pinopsida; Cupressales; Cupressaceae. The transcript has 2 exons. The record is from RefSeq and is a predicted model, not a curated record. Bases 211 to 1803 code for a protein of 530 amino acids.
UCAACAUUAAUCACAGAAGGCGCACCACUGAAGAUAGAGCUAAAUUCAAGAAAAGAAUCCCUCCUCCUCGACACCAUUCCCUUUAAAAUAAAAAGAAGAGAAGAAUCCCUCCUCGUCGACACCAUUCCACCAUUGAGGAAAAUAGAGAAUUCUAUUUCAACAUCAUUACGCCAUUGCGAAAAAUAGAGAAUUCUGUCACAACGCUGCAAGAUGAGCUCUGCACAGUUUUUUCAAAUGGAAAUUAAGGUUCCCGAACAAGCAAGGGCACUGGUCAUUGGGACAAGAGGGCGAAGGAUCAAAACAUUUCGAUCAUCUGCAGGAAUUUCUUCAGCUGUGCUUCUGCCCUCUGGCAAAUUUCAAGUUCGUGGCGAUACCAGAGAAGCUGUGCUUGGAAUCGUUACUUCCGUUAAACGUCUGAUAAGCCGUGCUGUUGCGAGCAAAUGCACGGGAUACUUCCCCCAAUUUUACCGCACUUGUUUUUGUAAAUCUGUUGAGAAUCCCCUGCUUGCCGUCGACAGAGUUUCCUUUGAAAAUUAUACAGGUGAGAUUUCAUCCACUCCUGAGAACGAUAGACAACAUUUGUGUUUCAAGAGUGGGGAAGAGACGACAUCAGCUUCGCCUUCUUCUGAUGAUAAUCUGGCGGCUACAUUUUCCAGCAAGAUGUCAGUUUACACAGAGUUUCUUCCACAUUGGGACAUUUCAGCUUAUAAAUCAGAUCUGUUAUCAUGCUUUGAGGAUCAGGACAUGAUGCGAAAUCUCAAGAUGAUCGUCAGAUUCGGCAAAGAUAUCUUCCACGGCCGCGGCUGCCAAGAAUUGUUGGACGGGGGUUUCGUUUCGGUCUCCGAUUUACAGCAACUUUGCAGAAAACAUCUCUUGAAGCGCGGAUUUUCCAACGCUUGUUCAGAAGGCGCCGUAAAGAAUGCAAAGCUUCACCUGGAAAGGCUUGAUUACGUGAAGGUUUCCUCCCGCACGAAAAUCAGUAUUCAUGUCACAGAUCGGGGAGAGCAGCCGCUCAAGCGUUUUAAUAUCUCAGUGCGUUGCAUCGGAGAGCAAGGGGUUGUGCACAACACUGAAGUUCAACGAAUCCUUUGUUCAAAAGACUAUUUCCAGGUACUGGAUGUGGAUUUGGAUGCAUCUGCUGACGAUGUUCAGAAAGCCUAUCGAAAAUGUCUGUUAAAGAUCGAGUUUCAUGCAGGCGAUCUGGCCGCCGCCGAAAAGGCCAAGAAAUCGGCCAAGAAAGCCUCAGAUUGCUUGAUGGAUGCUGUGCAGCGAGAAAAGUAUUUCAAGAAUUUUUAUUCGCCGAGUCAGUUGAAUCCAUUUGUCGCUCUUUCUGUUUCUCCUGUGAAGGCGGAGAUCAGUAGGGUUCGGAUGGAGCCGAAGAGGCACGGUUUCGUCAGCUUCUGUAGAGAGGGCCAAGAUGCAACUGACUUCAGGCUAGGGGUUAUGUCGCACGGCAGAGAGAUGGAAAGACAAGAAGAUAUGGUUAAAUGGGUGGAAGAUGCGUGGGCGAAUCGAACCCCUGACCAGCGGCUUGUUUUCAAUACCGCCAGUCGGUAUGAAGUUACCAAUCUACGGUAUAAAGAGACGGAGACGUAUGUGACGGAGGACUUCAAGUUCCGUAUCGCAAAUGUGAGUGAAGUGGAGGGCGAAACGGAACGGAAGAGACGGGAGUGUGCUCUGAGCAGUCGUUGGUCGAAAUGGAAUGAUGGAAUGGGUGACAACAUGGAUUGUAUGGUCACCAAUGACGUGGUUAAUCUGGUGAAGGAAGCUUUCAAGUUCAGUCAACUCAUGACUCCACAUUAACUGCAAGCGGUCUUGCUAGUUUAGUGGUAUGGAGAUUGACGGUUUGCAGCCUGUUUUCAUGGCUGGACCUCAUUCUUAAUUAUAUUAAGGUAAAGUCUAGCUUGCAAACUUCUUGUGUUUACAUUAUACAUGAAAUUCUCGCAGUUUAAGUUCAAACUCUCUAAGAAAAUUGUUAUAGAUUUUCUUUACAAUUGAAAUUCAAAUUUUCAUAUAGUAUAAAAUUUGGUUGUUAGAAAUGUUUUAAACUAAAUAAAAUUAUGUGGUGAUUUAGUGGA